Messenger RNA from Anthostomella pinea, 2172 nucleotides. The record is from the annotation of a GenBank genome assembly. Lineage: Eukaryota; Fungi; Ascomycota; Sordariomycetes; Xylariales; Xylariaceae.
AUGGUGCUUCUCGUUAUCAUGUUGCUUUACGCGACUAUGGUUUUCGACGAUGGAGCGCAGGUACGAGACACCCGAAAGCUUAGCAACGUGAAUCCCCAAGUCUUCUGGCGCUUCACCGAGGUCUCGUUCAAGAUCAUGCAUAGUGUGCAAAUACAGUACCGUGAUAGUGUGGACUGUAUAGCCGUUCGCCAAUCAGCUCUCUCUGCCAACGUUAUCCUGACCGCUGUGUUUGCCUUGGAUUACCCCUGGAUGGAGGCUAACUCUCUCGCCGUGGCACCAACCACUACCAUCGGCGAUGUAGCCACCACAGCCUGUGAGCGAUGUCGGAGGCGGAAGAUCAAGCCCAUGCGUAAGGGCUACGUGCAAGCCCUUGAACGAAGUGUGGCUUCCUUGGAGCUAUUCAUUAAGCAGCUCGCUGCGGCUGAUGGUGUCAAGCGUGAUGAGAUGCUGGCUGGGUACGUGCCGAAAUCGGCACUAAAUAAUGACAUUCUCCUCUCCCAAGAGAGCAGAGCUAAGGCGAGUCCAAAUGACGAGCUAGUCCUCGCAAGAGCCCGGGAUGGGCAACUCAAGAAACUACGGACGGGCAGUGCUACGCAGUUCUUCGGAGGGACGAGUUUAUUCCAGUUCCAUACCCCAGAAGAUGGCUCAGCUCCUUCAACAUUGACAGGAAUCGGCCUGUCUUCCGAGCACAUCGACCUCAACCUCGACCCCAUGGCCUUUGGCAUAUUCCCAUAUUCUCCACAUGACGAGACCUGUCUAGCGACAAUGGCAGACUUCUUCAAGAACCAGUAUGCUUACCAUAUGUGCCUGUAUCGUGAGUUCUUCCUCAGAGACUACGAUGCAGGUGCGGGUAGGUACUACUCGGAGGUCUUGCUCUACGCCAUCUGCGCAAUGGGUGCCCUGUCCGACGGAGACCCCUCAAUGUCAUCAAUAUCCGAGACCUUCGCUAUGCAGGCCGAGAACCUGGUUUAUGCUUCGUUGGAUCGGCCAGACCUGACUCUACUGCAAGCCCUGUUGUUACUCGGCUACCGAGCCAUCGGCCACGGCAGCCCAUCCAAGGGCUGGCUCUUCUGCGGCAUGGCUUUUCGGCUGGCUCAUGAGAUGGGACUGCACCUAGAUCCUAACAACUGGAAUGGGCCCUCCGAACCUCAGAUUGAUCGAGAGAUCUCUCGGCGCGUGUACUGGGCAGCAUUCAACGCUGACAAGCAGUUGAGUCUCUACUUCGGCCGACCGCCAGCAUUGUACCCGCAUGAAUCUGACGUGAGGAACACUAUUCGGAUCCCGUAUCCCGAAGGAUGGCAAAGUCUCCUGGACACGUACAUUGCCAAGGACAUCUCCAUCACUGCCUACGAAGACGGUAUUGCGCUUUCUGGCUCCUUCAUAUACCGCGUGGAGUUACUCAAGAUCGUGCACACCAUGAUCACCGACGUGUUCGAGAACAGGCGGUACAACGCUGAGAGUACUGUUCUGGCUGCCACAGCACAGCGCAUACAUGUAUCUCUGAACAGGUGGCUUGCGACAUUGCCCGGAAAGUUGCAUUGGAACCAAUGGAGCAAUGGCAAGGUCCAGCCGUUCGUCUUGCAUCUGCACAUGCUCUUCCACACAGCCAUGAUCAUCUUGCACCGGCCACCUCGCCACAUGUUCACGAAACCCGGUAUUGCAUCCAGUGAGGACGUCGAGUUGUGCUACGAGUCACUGCAGGCAAUCCUGAAGUUACUCCGCAGCUAUUCGAAGUUCUACAAGUUCUCAGCACUACCCUUGGAUUUCGUACACACCCUCUCAGUCGCAGCCGGGACCAUCCUCAUGAAGCGCCAGAUCCAAGAUGCCUCAGCAGAAGACAACAGUGCUUCAAGGGCCAUGGACACUGUCUUGGGUGCUAUGCAUGCGAUCAAGUACACCUGGCCGUGCAUUGUCGAGAUCCAGGAGAGUGUUGUCCAGGCCAUGCGGGCGCAGGAAUACAGGACUUCGGACACCGUGCAGGAUCCAGUCCUAGACUUUGGCUUCCUUUCCGACCUGCCGUCUGGAAGUUUCCAGGCUCCUAUUUCUGCCGAUGGUGCGCCUGGUUUUGACUUCAAUUUCUCUGAUGCGGAGUUCGGGAUACUUGCGGAUGACUUCCUGGCCGAGCAGAUGUUGUGGGCGGAUCAGUCUGCUGGUUAUGACCCCUUGAUUUGA